Physella acuta is the source of this 2126-nucleotide messenger RNA. RefSeq names its product NXPE family member 4. The record is from RefSeq and is a predicted model, not a curated record. Lineage: Eukaryota; Metazoa; Mollusca; Gastropoda; Physidae.
UAAAUGCAGUUCUUGAACGUUAGCGUAAAAACAUAAAACGGAAAAGGUAGGAGAAAAUGUAUUGGUUGACUCGGCAGUUAGAACAAUACAAUGGCCUACACAUUGACAGUCAGGUAUAAAAAAAAUCCAAGAAGAUGAACUUUACCAGGACUACCAAUAGAACCACGUUCUUAAUUGUUGGAUUUAUGAUCGUGUAUUGUUCUGCAUUACAUCAGUUUAAAUGGCGGAGGUCACCUACGGCUACACCACUACACCAAAGACACUGGAGACUUCUACAUGGAGAAUUCGACGUCCACUUCACCCAAGCCACUAAGGAAGAAUUCUGGGACGAUGGUCCGAUAAAGAUCUAUGAAGCUUUUGAUCAACAUUCCUACAAGACUUUAGAGACGUGUAACAAUUCAUGUCGUAUAGAUAAUCCUGUGUGUAAUGCUACAAGUAAAAAUGAAUUCAACGGAUUAUCAGAAAAAGAUUUGAUUGUACCAAAACCGUUCCUUGCAAGAGGGCAGUAUGUUUUUGAAUGGGAGAAAAAAUAUUUGAGUUAUCCCCCUUUGAACGAUACUAAAACGCUGCCAGAUUUGAAGUUGUCUAAAGUGACAGUUGAAAACACAAGACAAGGUGUGGUCAGCUGUAAGAUACUUGAAACUAUACACGGUCGUCUGGAUGUCGUGGAUGGGUACGGGCGUCAGAGAACCAAGGGAGACGAUGUGGUCAGGGUGUGGAUGAAGGGCAGUAAUCCAACUGGAUAUGCUGUAGUGGGUGAUGUCAUGGAUCUAAAAAAUGGCAGCUAUCUUUUCAAUGUAAAAUGUCUCUGGACUGGAGUGUCUUCGCUUCACUUGGCCAUCGCCUACCCUCGUGAAUUCAUCAGGACUGUCAUCCACCAGAUUCACAUUGGUGCAACAAGAUUCAUGACCGCCACAUUUAAAAAGGGAAACUAUAAUGAGGACACCAUUUGUUUUCAAACCCCAAACAUACCAGGCUGGGAGUGUAUCUGUAACUUCAGCAAGUUUGGUUAUGAGAAUUAUUACUGUGGUAGACCGAGGACUAAUCAUCUAACAUGCGACGACUGGAUAAAUGGUGGAUAUCUAAGCGUUCCAACUCCACAUGACGUUACAGGCGCUGAAAGAAGUCUGAUUAAGUCUAUUGCCAGAAUACCACAACAGAGGACAGUAGCUCACAAUUUUAAAAUAUCUACAAAGAAUACAGGCAAUGUUUUUCCUGAAUUACAACCCUGUCACAUGUCAAAUAAAAAUGUCACCUGGACAACAGCGAUGCCUAAAGGCAUCUGGACACCUGGCAAUGUCUGGAAGUCUCUGGUCUGUAAGGACGUAGGGGUCAUCAAUACAGACUGGACAUUAAAAUGCCUCAGAAACACAUCCGUCUGGAUCUUCGGGGACUCAAAUGCCAGGUUUACCUAUGAUAUGAUUCUAGCCCUAACAAAAUGUAACAAAACUGAAGGUGGGUACCCAUUGAGAGGAACAUGCAUUAAGCCAGAGACUGGACUCACCAUAAAUGUGUUUUGCCACGAAGGACCGGUGUAUACAUACUCACAAAGAAGCGACAAUUUUACUGUCCCAAGUUUUAUACAGAAGCUCCCAAAGAACCAGAAACAUAUUCUCAUCAUUCAGUAUUACCUCCACUACACGGCUUCCCAUCUCGCUGUGCUGUCGUUACGUAUGAAAUCUCUGAGAGCCGCCAUAGAAAAACUGCUUGAAGAAAAUCCCAACGUCUUGAUAGGACUUAGAGGUCCUCACAUUGCUUCUUUAUAUUACAAUUACAACCAUGCAAUUGGAGGAGAUCCUUUAGGACCCCAGUAUCUCCAUAUAAUACGAGAUAGGUUCAAAGGCCUAGAAGAUAAAGUCGUGUUCUUAGAUUUGUGGGAAAUGUCAAUUGGAAUAGAAAACUUUGAUUAUCAUCCACCACAGUAUGCUAAUCUUGAGAUGUUCAAGUUUUUGUUGUCUUUUCAGUGUAAUUAGCCCGAAGGACGCUUUUCCACACUCUAAUUGAUCACAUGAAUUGUUAUAUUUAAAACUUACAAUUUAUUAUUAGGUUAAAUUUGGUUUAGUUUGUUUUAUUUUUCACUCGUUAUAUAGUAAUUACAUGUUUUGCAUUUAAUAAAAUUUCUUAAA